Knipowitschia caucasica is the source of this 1164-nucleotide messenger RNA. The record is from the annotation of a GenBank genome assembly. NCBI's taxonomy places the organism in Eukaryota, Metazoa, Chordata, Actinopteri, Gobiiformes, Gobiidae.
AUGGACUGUGUCUCUCAGCUGGAUGGACUGUGUCUCUCAGCUGGAUGGACUGUGUCUCAGCUGGAUGGACUGUGUCUCUCAGCUGGAUGGACUGUGUCUCAGCUGGAGGAACUGUCUCUCAGCUGGAUGGACUGUGUCUCUCAGCUGGAUGGACUGUGUCUCAGCUGGAGGAACUGUGUCUCUCAGCUGGAUGGACUGUGUCUCAGCUGGAUGGGCUGUCUCUCAGCUGGAUGGACUGUGUCUCAGCUGGAGGAACUGUCUCUCAGCUGGAUGGACUGUGUCUCUCAGCUGGAUGGACUGUGUCUCAGCUGGAUGGACUGUCUCUCAGCUGGAUGGACUGUGUCUCAGCUGGAUGGACUGUGUCUCAGCUGGAUGGACUGUCUCUCAGCUGGAUGGACUGUGUCUCUCAGCUGGAUGGACUGUGUCUCUCAGCUGGAUGGACUGUGUCUCUCAGCUGGAUGGACUGUGUCUCUCUGGAUGGACUGUGUCUCUCAGCUGGAUGGACUGUGUCUCAGCUGGAUGGACUGUGUCUCAGCUGGAGGAACUGUCUCUCAGCUGGAUGGACUGUGUCUCUCAGCUGGAUGGACUGUGUCUCAGCUGGAGGAACUGUGUCUCUCAGCUGGAUGGACUGUGUCUCUCAGCUGGAUGGACUGUCUCUCAGCUGGAUGGACUGUCUCUCAGCUGGAUGGACUGUGUCUCAGCUGGAGGAACUGUGUCUCUCAGCUGGAUGGACUGUGUCUCAGCUGGAUGGACUGUCUCUCAGCUGGAUGGACUGUGUCUCAGCUGGAGGAACUGUCUCUCAGCUGGAUGGACUGUGUCUCUCAGCUGGAUGGACUGUGUCUCUCAGCUGGAUGGACUGUGUCUCAGCUGGAGGAACUGUCUCUCAGCUGGAUGGACUGUGUCUCUCAGCUGGAUGGACUGUGUCUCAGCUGGAUGGACUGUGUCUCAGCUGGAGGAACUGUCUCUCAGCUGGAUGGACUGUGUCUCUCAGCUGGAUGGACUGUGUCUCUCUGGAUGGACUGUGUCUCUCAGCUGGAUGGACUGUGUCUCAGCUGGAUGGACUGUCUCUCAGCUGGAUGGACUGUGUCUCUCAGCUGGAUGGACUGUGUCUCAGCUGGGUGGACUGUGUCUCUCAGCUGGAUGGACUGUUUUUCAGUGGAGUAA